This is a messenger RNA of Saccostrea echinata, 6266 nucleotides long. RefSeq lists its product as uncharacterized. The transcript has 6 exons. The record is from RefSeq and is a predicted model, not a curated record. The coding region runs from base 11 to 3772 and encodes 1253 amino acids. NCBI's taxonomy places the organism in Eukaryota, Metazoa, Mollusca, Bivalvia, Ostreida, Ostreidae. Gene Ontology annotation, molecular function: protein binding.
AAUAUGAAUUAUGGGCACAGCCUGCACUGUUAAUGCUAUAGGACAAAGAGACUUUACACCAAGGACAUCCUCAUCUCACGGCAGCAUGGCAGAGCAGGCUGGGGCCAGUGGAGGGGUGAGUUUUUCCUCCAGUUGGGGUAAGGACUUGUCAGACAGUGCCAGACAGAGGUACCUAGAGAGCAUGAUGAAGGGGAUCAUGGAGAUGGGGAUGGAGGGACAGAACUCGGACAUUGAGAUCAUUGUGGAGGGCCAGAGCUUUCCUUGUCACAAACUCCUCCUGUCUGCAGGUUCUCCAUAUUUCAAGUCCAUGUUCAGCUCAGGCAUGAUGGAACAACAUGGAAGUCGCCUUGAGCUUCCAGACAUUGAGAAAGAAAUAUUUGCUGCAUUCAGAGAGUACAUAUACACAGGAAUAGAAAAUAUAACCCAAGAUAAUGUUGUACAAUUACUGAGGGCAGCUGCCAUAUUUCAGGUUGAGGAACUGCAAAAGAGCUGUGAGCAAUUCCUAGGGACUGGAAUGGAUAAUGAAAAUUGCUUGGAACUGUUUAAAAUUUCCAGAGCAUUUGGAUGCAAUACUCUCUUUGAGAAAUGCAAGCCAUAUGUCUUGGAAGGAUUCAAUGGCCUCUGGAAAACUCAAGAAUUUGUGGACCUAGAAUUUGAUGAAUUCCAGAGCAUUGUUAAGGAUGAUGACUUAGUUCCCGUAAGUGAAGAAGAAAUAUGUGAAGCAGUUUUACGCUGGGUACGAGGAGAUGAAGCAAACAGAAAACAAUACAUUGGAAAACUUUUCAAACACAUCAGAAUGAUACAGAUUAGUCCAGAGUAUCUCAUCAAUGAACUAUAUACUGAUGAUCUCUUAACUGAAGAUGCAAACUGUAAAAGAUAUUUGGAUGAAGCCAGAAAUUUCCAUAUGCUUCCCGCAAGACAGCAGGAAUACUGUUCCCCGAGGUUCCAUCUCCGCAACAGCGAUGACCUUGAGGAAGUAAUCCUGAUCGUGACAGAAUUUGACAUGGAGAGAACAGCUCAGAUGUAUCAGGAUGGCAAGUGUCUCUGGGCUUUCAGCUUCCAGCAGGCUCGGUGGUAUACCAUCUGUCCAAUUCCAAUAAAAGACAAUCCUGGAACAGAUUUUCGAAUGGUUUCUUUCCGGAAUGAUCUCUAUCUUGCUGGAGGAACCAAUAACUCAAAGAGCCUGCUUCAUUUUGACAGUGAUAGAAAUGAAUGGGUGUUGUGUGAGGCCCAGAUGAAGAGAGGAAGAAGUGGACACAUUAUGGCUGCUGUCAGGGAGUCCAUCUUUGUGGUAGCAGGCAGGAACCCCAAAUCAAGGGCUGACAGCAGGACACAUGUACUGAGUUCUGUUGAGUCUUACAACAUCAGAAGUCGUAAAUGGGAAAGCAUUGGAGAAAUUUCAACUGCUGUUCAUUCCGCAGCUUCCUUUGUAAUUGGGGAGAAAAUUUACAUUUUUGGAGGUUUUCAGCAGGAUGGAACAUGGUCAAGUGAUAUUCAAGUUUUUGACACCAGAAGAAGAGAAUCUUCAACAGUGGGCCAAAUUCCAAGUGACAUUUCUCCUCCAUUUAAGUUACUAAAAAUAGGCAGUGAAAACAUCCUCCUAUCAUCUGAUUGUAAAAUUCAUAAUGUAGAAAUCAAAAGCAAAAAAGAUGAAGAAGUAAGGGUUAAGAUAAAAUUUCUAGAUCAUACUCUGUCCAAAGCCUUGCGUCCUGUAAUAGAUAUAGCAAACUUUAGAGGAAACAUGGUGGUGUUAACUGGCAGUGAACAGAAACCAGAUGCUUACUCCAAAAUGACACUUGUAGAUUUAAGUAGCAAGAAAGAAACACCAGUCAGUCUGAGCUCUAAAAAUAUGACAAUUCCCAAACUAAUUCUAUCCUGUCACAAGGGAAUUAUAGAUAAACAGUACAUGUACCAUACUUAUUAUCAGUGUAAAAACAACAUGGCAAAGUCCGAGCCUCCUAAUAAGAGCAGCAAGUCAAACAUGGGGCAGAGCUUCCUUAACAGUAUGUCUGACAGUGCUCGUCAGCGGUACCUAGAGAGCAUGAUGAGUGGUAUCAUGGAGAUGGGGAUGGGAGGAGAAAACUCAGACGUGGAGAUCAUUGUGGAGGGGCAGAGCUUCCCCUGCCACAAACUUCUACUUGCAGCAGGUUCACCAUAUUUCAAGUCUAUGUUUAGCUCUGGAAUGCUAGAGUCCACCAGUAACAGGCUGGAGUUACCUGAUAUACAAAAGGCUACCUUUGAGGCUUUCAGGACAUAUAUAUACACAGGACAAGAGGAUAUUAGCAGGGACAAUGUCGUGGAACUUCUCCGAGCAGCUGCAUUAUUCCAAGUGCAGGCUCUGCAAGAAUCAUGUGAGGAAUUUCUUGGCAAAGAAAUGGACACUGAAAAUUGUCUUGAAAUUUUCAAACUGGCUCGGCAGUUUGGCUGCAGUAUACUUUUAGAGAAAUGCCGACCAUAUGUGAUGGAAGGCUUCAACGGACUGUGGAAGACUAAAGAAUUUGAUGAGCUGGAUAUUGAUGAUGUUUUGAGCAUUGUCAAAGAUGACGAUUUGGUUCCUGUGGAUGAAGAACAAAUUUGUGAGGCGGUCUUGCGCUGGGUUAAAGCAGACAAAAGGAACAGAGAAGAUAACAUUGACAAACUUUUUCGGCAUGUGAGAUUGAUAAACAUCAGUCCAGAGUAUUUACUGAGUGAAUUGUACAGGGAAGACUUGUUGAUAGAGGAUGAAAACUGUAGUAAAUUCCUGAAUGAAGCUAGAGAUUACCACAUGCUACCAGCUCGACAGCAAGAGUACUGCUCAACCAGAUUUCACUUGCGCAACAGUGAUGAAUUUGAGGAAGUAACUAUGGUGAUUACAGAAUAUGAUAUGGAGAGAUCUGGAUCAUUCUAUCAGGAUGGCAAGUGUCUGUGGGCCUUCAGUUUUCACCAGAAUCGUUGGUACACCUUAGCCCCAAUACCACUGGACAAAAACCCAGGUUUAAACUUCCAGAUGGUCACCUACAGAAGUGACAUUUAUUUGGCAGGGGGGACAAACAAUUCCAAAAACUUGCUUCAUUAUGAUUCAGAGAGAAAUGAAUGGAACUUAUGUGAAGCUUUGAUGAAGAGAGGACGUACCUGUCAUGUCAUGGCAGCUGUGAGAGAAUCAAUCUAUAUCAUUGGUGGUAAAAAUCCCAAAGCAAAGGAAGGAAAGAAUGUUUUAAGUUCCAUAGAAGAAUAUAGUAUCAGAGGAAAAAAAUGGAGAGCUUUGGGAGAACUGAUGAGCCCUGUUCAUUCUGCAGCUUCCACAGUUGUGGGAGAAAGAAUUUUCAUUUUUGGAGGAAUUGACCAGAGUGGACAAUUUGUCAGAGACAUUCAGGUGUUUGAAAUCCGGACAAGAGAAUGCAAGGUCAUAGGUCAACUGGAUUUAGAACAGCCUGUGACUGUAUCAUCCUUUGGACAUCUGAACUUCAUAAUAAAUGCCAAAGGUGACAUUAUCAAGUUUGAUAUUGAAAGAAGAGAAGAUGACUAUAAAUGUAGGUUUGUGCCUUUGACCAAAUUGUCGCCUUCAUAUUUGCCCAUUUUAGGGUUCACACACUAUAGAGGCAGAAUAUUGCUUCUCUCUGCUGACCAGAAAAAGAAGGAUGCGUUUUCUCAGAUGAUACAAAUUGACAUGCGGAAGUCACCAAUGAGGGCCGAGAUUGUGACCCCUCGAAAUAACACCAAACCAAAGCCAAUCCAUGCAUGUGCAAGAAACAUUAUCAACAAACAGUUCUUAUACCAUACUUAUUUUCAAUAAUAAUUACUGUCAUAUACUUUUAUCCUAUGUAUAUGUAUCAUGCAUCUCUUGAAUGUAAAAUGUUAAAACUUGUAAAGUUUACAGAACACAAAUUUAAACCAGUGUAGUGAAAUUUUGUUUCAAGACAGUCAUAAAUCAUAAUCUUAUGAUAAUUGAUCCUGUAAAGCAGUCUGUUUUUUGAACAAAAUAUAUGCAUAUAUAUAUAUUUUCAUCUAAACUCAGUACAAGACAGUUUGGCAUAGUAUUGUUUACAUUACAGAGAGCAUAGUUUUUCAUGAAUAUUGUAUUUUUAGCUCACCUGAGCUGAAAGCUCAAAUGAGCUUUUCUGAUCACAUUUUGUCCAUUGUCUGUCUGUGUGUCCGUCUGUAAACUUUUCAAAUUUUCAACUUUUAAUCCAGAACCACUGGGCCAAUUUUAACCAAACUUGCCACAAAGCAUCCUUGGGUGAAGGGAAGUUCAAUUGUAAAAAAAUCUUUUUUCUCAAGAAGUACUUGGUCAAAAAAGUUGAAACUUAAAAGAUACCUUCUUUACAUAGUGAAGAUAAAAGUUUGUUCUAAUCAUGACCCCGGGGUUGGGUGGGGACACAAUGAGGGAUCAAAGUUUUACAUAGGAGUAUAAAGGAAAAAAUCUUUAAAAAUCUUCUUCUCAAGAACAGCAAAGCCAUUAUUAUCCAUAUUGAUAUGGAAGCAUUCUCAGGUAGUGUAGAUUCAAGUUUUUUUUUCAAAUCAUGACCCCCAGGGGUUGGAUGGGCAACAAUGGGGGAUCAAAGUUUUACAUAGGAAUAUAUAGAAAAAAAAUCUUUAAACAGCUUCUCAAGAACAGCACAGCUGUGUUUAGUCAUAUUAAUAUGGAGGCAUCCUCAGGUGAUAUAGAUUCAGGUUUGUUCAAAUCAUGACCCUAGGGGGUAGGGUGUGGCCACAAUUGGGGAUCAAGAACAGCAAAUCCAUUAUUAUUCAUAUUGAUAUGGAAGCAUCCUCAGGUAGUGUAGAAUUAAUUCCUGGUGGUAGGGCAAGGCCUCAAUAGCAGAUCAAAUAUGUUGGGACCACUUUUAUAUUUAAACUUUUCAAUACUGAACCGAUUUCUUCUUUUUCCAAAGUGCUCAGGUGAGCGAUGUGGCCCAUGGGUCUCUCGUUUAUAUAUUAAUUUGAUGUUGCAUUCAGUCCUUGGACAUAAACUUUUUGUUUAUUUAGUACUCUAUGUAAUUGCUUGUUUUUUGAAUGAGAGUAAUGAAAAAUGAGAGUAAAACAAAAGUUGGCCCUGCAAAGAAUUGUAAAUCAAUUUGACUUUUUAUCAAAUUUUAGUUUGCAUGCAUCUCUUUAAAACAUUGCAUGAAUGUCACAUUUAAGAAUUUUGCAGAUAUUUAUCAACUAACACUUGUUUUUAUCUUUUAUAAUGAAUUCCCAUAUUUUACACACCAGUACAGGGUAGAUAUAGCCAGUACAGAGUUGUCAAGGUUCUUGGGUUUAACCAAGACAGAGUUGUCAAGGUUCUUGGGUUUAACCAAGACAGAGUCGUCAAGGUUCUUGGGUUUAAUUAGUAUGGAGAUGUCAAGGUUCUUAGAUAUAACCAGUAAAGAGUAGUCAAGGUUCUUGGAUAUAACCAGUACAGAGUAUUCAGUGUUCUUAGAUAUAAUCAGUAGACAGUAGUCAAGUUCUUAGAUAUAUUCAGUAAAGAGAAGUCAAGGUUCUAAGAUAUUACUAGUACAGCAUAGUCAAGGUUCUUGGAUAUGACCAGUUCAGUGUAGUCAAGCUACUUAGAUAUAUAGUCUUGGUUCUUAGAUGAAUAUAGUUCAGGGUAUAGAAAUCAUGAUUCUUGGAUAUUACCAAUAUUGGAGUAGCUAAUUAGGCUCUAAAAUAUACAGAUUAGUGAAGGUUCUCCUGGUACAGAUAAAUAUGCAUAGCAGCUCUGUGCUGACUAUAUCAAAGCACUCUGAUUUUUCUGAACUGAUAAUUUCUUAUCUAUCCUGGUUAUGUCAAAGAUCCUAGACUACUCUAUAUUGGUUAUAUCAAAGAACCUUGACUACUCUGUUCUUUAUAUUUUUGAGAGAUAUUUGAGUUUUGAACAAGAAAAUUGUUAGUUACUCAUUUUAUGAAAUUACUGGCAUGGCAUCGAAAGCUCUAAUUUUUCAACGAUAUGUUAUAUGUAAACCUUUCUGUUUGUUAAAAGUUUGCAAAAUAUCACUUUUUACAAAUCUGAAUUAAUAGUAGUAAACAUGUAUCAAUUAAAGCAAGGGUAAAUGUAAUUGAAAAUAUUUUUUUUAUCUACAACUCUGUUAAAGGGAGUUGGAAGGUAUUUGACUCAUUAAAAGUUAAAAGACGAGUUAUUUAAAGGGGGUCCCUUGGGAAAAAUAUUAGCAAUCGGCAGUAAAUUAGAUAUGACCUAGAUUAGUCCUUGUCUUAAGAGUAACUUUAUCACAGAUAUUUUAAAUUUAAGUGUUCCAAGAAAUGUAUGUGUCACAUGCUUCAUAGCAUCAUUAAAAAAGGUGAAAAUUUAA